Molecule: messenger RNA, 3932 nt
Organism: Haliotis rufescens (red abalone)
Lineage: Eukaryota; Metazoa; Mollusca; Gastropoda; Lepetellida; Haliotidae
Product: sodium-coupled monocarboxylate transporter 2-like
Exons: 17
Coding region: 439-2265 (608 amino acids)
Biological process (GO): sodium ion transport; transmembrane transport
Cellular component (GO): membrane
Molecular function (GO): symporter activity
Source: RefSeq, a predicted model, not a curated record
UACCUGUACCAGCAGACUGCCAAGGUUGAACUCAUUCAUGUGUGAAAAAUGUUGUCGAGGCAUCUGUACAUCUUCUUUGUCGAUUUGCAUUAUUAAAGUACAUGAAGAUGAGGCAUCAUAUACAUUCAUAUAAAUUUGCUGAGAACGAAACCAUGAAGAGUAGCCCGGGCAAUUCCUCGAAACUAUGGGCGGCCUGAACAUUGGUCAAGGUGUAUUCAGUAAACAGAUCUGAGGGGCUGUAAUUCAUCUUCAUCGAACACACGCUGCGUUCAUCACAGUUUGUGACUUUCUAAUCUAAUUGGGAAUCAUACAGUCGUUAGGCUUACGGAAACUAACGAACUAGCACUCGUUUGGCAGGCUGGUGUCUGGACCUUGUUCAACUUGGGAUUUGGCAUAGACAAAGACCACACAUUUCAGCAAGAGUUGUAGGAGAAAGCAAUGGAGGGUAGAUACAGUAUUAACAGUGGCACAAAGAACACUCUCCACUGGGAGGACUACCUUGUGUUUGGGUGUACCCUCCUGAUCCCAGCUUGCGUCGGUUUCUACCAUGCCGUCACAGACAGGAAGAAGAAUAGCCCUUCGGACUUCCUGGUGGGAAGCCGCCAGAUGGGCACCGUCCCUGUUGCCCUGUCCGUGACGGUGACGUUUCUCUCGGCGUUGACGUUGCUUGGGAUGCCGGCCGAAGUGUACAACCACGACACAAUGUUCUGGUGGCUUGCUGUGGGCAUGAUCAUAGCUGUUGCAGGGGCGGCGCAUCUGUUUAUACCCUUUCUGUACAGGCUCGGGGUCACAAGUGUUUAUGAGUACUUCGAGCUUAGAUUUGGGAAGCGAGUGCGGAUACUGGCGUCUCUCAACUGGAUCAUACAAGUGCUGCUGUACAUGGCUUUCGUGCUGUAUGCACCCUCACUGGCGCUCUAUUCAGUGACUGGAUUUGACCUGUGGCUGUCCAUCUCAACUGUAGGGAUCAUAGUGACCCUCUACACCGCUCUGGGCGGCAUGAAGACGGUGCUAUGGACAGACAGUUUGCAGACGGUUGUCAUCAUUGUUGGCCUGGUGUCUCUGCUAGUUCAGGGGUCGCUGGCAGUUGGGGGAUUAACGAAUGCAUGGAGAAUUGCUGAAGAGAGGGGACGGUUACGGUUCUUUGAUUUUGAUCCCAACCCGGGGGUGCGUCACUCGGUGUGGUCUGUUGUUUGUGGGGGCGGGAUCAUGUGGAUGUCCCAGCUAGGUGUCAACCAGACUCAGGUACAGAGACUAAUGUCCUGCCCGACCCUCAGGAAGGCCAAAACGGCGCUGUGGCUGAGCUCUAUAGGCCUGGUAGUAAUUGUGACGUUCUGCACACUAACAGGGGUGGUUCUUCACGCUUUCUACAGAGACUGUGACCCCCUUAAAUUCCAGAACCUCAUUACUAGUUCCGAUGAGCUCCUUCCACUGUUUGCAAUGGACAUAUUUGUGAACACUCGAGUGCUUCCUGGCAUCUUCCUUGCAUGCAUCUUUAGCGGGAGCUUGAGCACCCUUUCGUCAGGUCUCAACGCCCUGGCAGCUGUCAUUCUCGAAGAUUACAUCCGGGUUUUCUGCUGCACAAGAAUCACGGACUUCCGGGCCACCGUUGUCUCCAAAUGCCUUGUCCUGCUGUGUGGAGCAGUGAGUUUAGCUGUCGCCUACCUCGUUUCAUCCUUUGGAAAUAUUCUUCAGAUGUGCUACUCGAUACAGAGCAUCAUGGAUGGCCCACUGUUCGGACUCUUUGUCCUCGGAAUGUUCUGUCCCUGCGCAAAUUCUGUUGGUGCCACCGCUGGUUUCUUUACCUCCCUGGCGUUCAUGUUGUGGAUUGGUAUCGGUGCCUAUGUGAACGGGGUGUCAACGCCAACAUCCUACACCUCCGUCGACGGUUGCAACUGGGAGACAACUGGUUACAACAAUACAGAUCUACAAAGUGUUUACAACAUCACCAAAGGCGACAUCGUUCAAGCUAGUGAAUCUGAAAUAUCUGAAAAAAACUACUAUUCAAUAUAUGAUUUAUCCUAUCUCAACUACACUGCUACCGGAAUGACUGUCACCGUCGGCAUCGGAGUACUAGUGAGCCUUGCUACUCGGCGGUUUUGUAAAGGACCACCUGGAGCGGCUAAGUACAGCCAUCCGGUACUGGACGUAAUUUGCCCCUGUCUGCCGGAGAGCCUUCUGUCUGUCUUUAGAUGCAGUGCACCAGAACAGGAAUACCAAGCGGCGCCUGUCAACGGCGAUACCGACGUGAAGGAUUCAGGCUUCUGAUAUGUUCAAAUAUGGUAUACAUGGUUUCCAAUAUUGGCUCCAUGUAGGAUUGUGUUUUAGUGGAAAGAUGCUAGAGUUAUCAAAGGUCCUCCCUCAUGGAGGUUGAAGUGAAGACAUAUACUAAAGAAUCAAUGUUAAUAUCCUGUCCUCCUAACAUUUGAUCUCAAACAUGUUCUUUUGUGUAUUGAUUACCCAUAUAUUAUUAGUCCCCUGUGCCACUCUUAUUUCAGAUCCCGACAUAUUUUUAUGUUACAGCUUGCCAAUAGUAAACUUGUAUCAAUAUUAAUUUAUAAUCCAGAAAAUUUAUUAGAAUAAUCCUUAAAAUUAGCAAAAGCUGCACUUUCCUAUGUCCCAUCUAGAAAUAUUUCUAUAUCAUCAGCAUAUGGUCCAAAUUUAUGUUCAAGUACGGUAUGUCUGUUACAGUCAAUGUGUAAAUUGACUACUCGGUCAUUUUGCAAAUAUUUUUUCCGAAUGAUUGACUAACAGUUAUAAAGAAGUUGAAGGAGGUUAAAAAACAUCACACUAGAUUAAUUAUGCUGGGAUAAGAAGUCAAAAGAACUUUCAGAAUAUAGAUUGACUUUUGUUUUCUUUUAAGCCUAUCAUUUUCAGUCACUCGGGUAUGAAAUAGAGCAUACAAAUGUUUGGAAUUCGUUAUCAUGAUAUAAUAAAUGCAGAAAUAAAAGUAAAAUGUCUUAAAUAUUUUGGCGUUUUGAAAUUGGAGUCAUUUUACACAUUGACUGUAACAUCUCAAAAUAUUAGACAUGAUUAUAUGUCGUUUGUGGUCCGAUUCAAAUCUCGAGAAGGUUGUAAAGUUACAUGGAUAAAAAUAAAGAACCUAAGAAAAAAUCAUUUGACAGCCAUGUUAAGUUGUGAACUGACUGUAAAAUGUUUCGGCUGAUGCAUUGGGUGAUCUGGAGAGUGGUUGCCUCGCCUCAGCGUGACAGGCAAUCCGUGUCCUGUAUUAUUGUUAGUCUAAAGGAAACACGUAUUUUCCAUUAGUGAGUCUUGAGCAGGGAUGUGAGCAGGUUGUGUUGAGUCAUAUCAGUGUGCACAGCUGAUAUACGUAGAUUAGCCUGGGAUUUUCACCCGGCUUUUGAAAUAUUGGUAUCGGUACCAGAUCUACAUUUCAUGGCAUCCGGCGUCCUACUCUGCGGCAUCCGGAAUACCACUUAACAGGGCUCAAACACAUAUCUGAUAUGUGUUGUAGAUAUUUUACAGAAAAAGUGAUUAACGAAUACAGGCAGGAUAUACAACUGUCACAUAACAAGGUAGUCACAAUUUUAUGGAUAACAACUUCUUUAAUACUGUGAAAAGCGACGUUUCGGUAUAGAUCCUUAUACCGUUGUCAAGCAAGACUGAAUGAGGGACAUAGUACACAAGCCACAUAGCCACAAGUCAUCAAUCAACAGAGAUCAAGGCUAUUUCAUCCCAUCCGCCUACUAUGAACUCAUCAAGCAAUAAUCAUUUAUCCUGUUUAUUGGCUUCAUGUCCCUAUUGGCUUCCACCUAUGUGUUCUCUGUCCACCGUGUUGUCACAGCAUCAUCCCUUUGUUGUCAACACCUACCUAUGUUAUCCCACUCCUGUAUGCAAUUGUUGUUACUGUUAAUCCUCCAUCUACUAUAUAUAUUCUGUACUAUGUCCCUCAUUCAGUCUUGCUUGACAACGGU